Molecule: messenger RNA, 4558 nt
Organism: Diuraphis noxia (Russian wheat aphid)
Lineage: Eukaryota; Metazoa; Arthropoda; Insecta; Hemiptera; Aphididae
Cellular component (GO): nucleus
Molecular function (GO): ATP binding; ATP hydrolysis activity
Source: RefSeq, a predicted model, not a curated record
ACAGUAGACACUCAAUAUGCCGCACGCAUUCGCUUGAGGACACGUGCUUUAUUCAUUUGGAAAUUUGUUAUUUGGAUAUCGGGAUAAGAUAAUUGCUUGUUGGUUCUCAUUUUCUCAAUGGAAACUGGUUUUAAGGAAGUUUUAUGAUUCUUGGCGUCGAUUAAAAUCCAAGUUCUUCCAAUCCAUCAACAUGGAAACCCUUUAUCCCAAUGACGAUGAAAUACAGUUCCGCAAACAUCAUUUUGGAGUUGAAGACAUUUUGAACAGUAAAGUUGAAUGUGCAAUUUGUAACAAUGAUCUUUUAAAUGAUAUUAUUUUGGAGAAAAUAAUAAUGGUUCAUCGAAUUCAUCUAUUUCUAUGUUGCCACAACUGUUACUACAAGUUAUGUGAAGUCGAUAAUAAUUGUAUUUUAUGCUCAUCAAAUAAAGAUCAAUCUAUUUGUGUAAAGUGCAAUCUCAAUAUUUGUAAGCGGUGUGUUGAAAACUAUAAAAUUGAAACACUUGGUAAUGGUUUUUUAAGUAAAUGCUUUGCCUGUGUACCACAAAUGUUAUGGAAACAAAGAGCUCAAGCUGCUAAUGUGUUAAAAGUUUUUUUUUCUCAGUUAUGUAUGCCAAAUAGUUUAUUAGUAAACGAAUCAGAACAUGAACAAGCUGUUAAACAAUACUUAAUAAAAGAAGCUAAAAUUGGACAAAAUUCUUUAGUAGAUCAUAGUAUUAAAAAUAACUUGUGUGUUGAUUUCAUUUUAAAACCAUAUAAGUCAUUUAUAAUAAAUGAACUAUCAGAAUUUUCUUUUGAUAAUAGUAUUCCACUUGAUGAUCAUUUAAAUAGAUUGUCUAAUAUUUUUGGGAAUAUUUUAGAGAAAACCUGUUCUACUUUAACCAAUUUUAAAAGCAUAUUUAAUAUAAGCUCACAUUUAAGUCACCGUGUGUCUGAUAUAAUGCAAUCUUCAUGCAUUGAUAAAGAUGAACAUAAUGUGCUUACAAGUAAUUCAAGAAUAAAUGAAAAUUCACACGAAGUAAUGAAAAUCAAUCCAAGCAAUCUAUUAUUGAAUAAGCCAAACAUAUGUACUACAAGAAUUUUAAGAUCACAAAAUAAACACAAAACGGAUGCUAAUUAUUUAAACUCAAAGAUAUCUAUUUCUUCAAGCUUGGUAUCAAAAUCCAAAGUCAUAGUUAAGAAAUUAAAUGUUACUAAAAAACAUUUCAACAAAUCCAAUGUGUCAAGUGUGAUUAAUAACAUGCUCUCUAAUGAAGCUAAUAUUGAUUUAGUAAAAGAUAAAAUAGUUGAUACUGAACAUUUAUUUAAAUAUAAUGAUAGUGAUAAUGGAAUAGCAAAUACAAGGAAAUUGAGCAAUGAAAAUAUAUUAAUGAUUAUUAAGAAACAAAACCAGGCUAAAAAUUCAACCAAAAAUAAAAAAAUACCCAAUGAAGUAUCUGAUGGAAAAGAAAAUGAAAGUCUGAUAAAUGGUGUUGAAAAGUGUUACAAAAAAAAAAUUGAAGCUGAUGAAAUUACCACUAACAAUACUGAUAUCAAUCAAAUUAAAAAUACAAGUUUGAAAGUGUCUCCAAAAAAAGAAGUCCAUCAGUUAAAAAAAAUAUGUGAACUUGUUAAAAAAAAUGAUGAGCUUGACUAUGAUUAUAUGAAAAAUUCACUAGUUACUGAUUCUAAAAAAUGUGAUAUUGACUAUUACUGUAAUUUAUCUGAAGAAACACAAUUGGAAAAAAAUAGUUUGGAUACUAUUCAUGGGUCUAAUCAAUUAAAAAAUGAAGAAAUUGCUGAAAUGCCCGAAUCGUCUGAUGAUCAUAUUAAUAAAAACAUUGUCACUUGUUCUGAACAAUCAUCUCCACUUGCUGUCCCAUCAGUUAGUAAUGAUGAUAAUGAUUCUAUUCAAAAAAAUACAGGAACAAAAAGAAUGCUAACAAAGUCAAACUCAUCUAAUGAUUUGGAUGCGUCAUUCAAAAAUACUAAGAAACUUAAAAUCAAUAAUCAAAUGAUUAAGCAAAGCUUAUUUGAUUUAUCAACAAGCAACAGCAGCAGCAGCAGUUCUGAUGAAGAUUCAACUUCUAUAACAGUUAAACGUAGAAAAAUUAGACAACUGUCUAAUGAGAGGUCUGAUGAAGAUUCUGAUAAUAACAAAGCACCUCAUGAUCAUAUUAAAUCAAUGAAAGGACGAAAAAAUAUUCGUAGACUGAUAACACAAAAAGAACUCAGUGAAUCUACCCAAAAUGCCUUAAAAGAAGAAGAAUUAAGAAAGAAACGCAUUCAAGAACGUCAACAACUAUAUAAUGAAAUUUGUGAUUUACCAACACCCUUGGAAGGAUCCUGUAAAAAGUUAGUACUGGAUUUUGACGUUCAAACAAAUGAGGAACUUGUUGUUGUUCAUCCAGAUCUUGUAAAGUUUCUCAAACCACAUCAGGUGAAGGGUAUUUCAUUUUUGUGGAAUUCUGUAUUUGAAUCGUUAUCAAGAAUAAAAGAACAUAAAGGAAAUGGAUCAAUCUUAGCUCAUUGUAUGGGUCUUGGUAAAACGCUACAAAUAAUAGCUUUGGUUCAUACAUUAUUUAGGUACCCUGAAACUGGAAUUAAAACUGUAUUAAUUAUUACUCCCAAUGCAACAAUUGAAAAUUGGUGUAAGGAAUUUCAUAAAUGGUUACUUGGUAUUGAUGAAAAAAAAAAUUUCUUUAUACUUAACUUAACAGAAUCGAAAACAUAUGAAAGUCGAAAAAAUAUUAUAGAUGAAUGGCGUAGAGAACACGGGGUUUUAAUUACAAGCUAUGAGUUAUAUAGAUCCGUUGUUAAUUACAAGUAUAUUGAUAAGUUUCCUUCAAUCUUAGAAGGACUCGUUGAUCCGGGGCCAGAUUUGAUUAUAUGUGAUGAAGGACAUGUAUUAAAGAAUCAUGUUACAACAGUUUCAAAAUCAGUUAAUCGUAUUAAAACACUUCGAAGAAUUGUAUUAACUGGAACACCAUUACAAAAUAAUUUAAAAGAAUAUCAUUGUAUGGUUGAUUUCAUUCGACCAAAUUUAUUAGGAUCAAUAAAAGAUUUUACUAACCGUUUUAUUAAUCCAAUAACUAACGGGCAAUACUCUGAUUCAACUCCACUAGAUGUAGAACUGAUGAAGGGAAGAUCACAUGUUUUGCAUAAAAUGCUUGAAGGCUUUGUACAGAGAUUUGAUUAUAGCGUUCUUACACCUUUUCUACCACCUAAACACGAAUAUGUAAUUUAUUUGAAGUUGUCUGAUAAGCAAAUAGAAUUAUAUCAGAAAUAUUUAGAUAUUUACAGACAACCAGAUUUAUUUACAAAUUACAAUAUGUUACAAAUAGUUUGGACCCAUCCUAAACUUUUAGCAGUAUAUGCUGACCGAACAGAAUCAAAAAGAGAAAAACAAAAACUUAAAGACAUUAGUUACAUUGAAUCUUUUUCAAAUUCUGUCGAGGGAGUUGAAAAUAAGCACAUACCAGUCUCAAUUCUUAAUUCAUCAAUCACUAAAAAACCAAAUACAUACCUUAAGUGGUGGAAACCAUAUGUAUCAAAAUCUGAUUUGGAAUCUGUGUACCCAUAUUCAAAAUUUAUAAUGAUGUUUUCAAUACUUCAAGAAUGUGAAAACAUUGGUGAUAAAGUGUUAUUGUUCAGUCAAUCAUUAUUUACUCUUGAUCUCAUCCAAGAUUUUUUGGAAAAUGCUGAAGAUAAAGCUAAUGAAAGAGGGGGUCCUUAUGGUAAAUCUUGGGUUCAGGGUGAAGAUUUUUAUAGAAUUGAUGGUUCAGUAAAUUUAAAAGAGAGAGAAGAUUAUUGUGAAAAAUUUAAUGAUGUCAAUAAUUCAAGAAUGCGUCUUUUAUUAUUGUCAACAAAAGCUUUUAAUUUAGGUAUUAAUCUGGUUGGUGCUAAUAKAGUUAUUAUUUUUGAUAUGACAUGGAAUCCUUCCUUAAAUGUUCAAAGUAUAUUUCGUGUGUAUAGAUUUGGACAGACUAAACCAUGUUAUGUUUAUAGAUUCAUUUCUGAGGGUACAAUGGAGCAAAAAAUAUAUGAACGUCAAAUAUCAAAGUUAUCAAUGGCUUUCCGUGUAGUUGAUGAACAUCAAAUUGAUCGUCAUUUUAAUGCUAAAUGUCAGGAUGAACUUUACGAAUUUGAACCAAAUACGAUGAAACCUAAAUCAACAUUAAAUCUACCUAAGGAUCGAUUGAUGGCUGAAUUAAUAUUAAGGCAUGAAGACCUUGUUAUGAACAUACUAGAACAUGACUCAUUGCUACAAAAUAACGAAGCUGAAGAGUUAGAUGAGAAUGAAAGAAAUGCGGCAUGGGAAAAUUAUAAAAAAGAAAAUGAUUCCGCUAACAAUUCUAUUAAACAAUUAAAAUUAUUUAUGUCUUAUGAAUCCGAAAAUGACUAGAAAUUAAGUUUUCCUCAAGCCUCUCGGUAACACACAGCCCGCUGAUAUAUUUAAUAAAGUGAAGGAUGCACAAAAUUUUUAACAAUUGAGUAUUAUCUAAACUAUGGUGUAGAUAUAUAGUAUAGUUAUUUUAUUAUACUUCAAACUAACUUAUUAUACAUAUUAAUUUAAACUAUU